Molecule: messenger RNA, 1728 nt
Organism: Styela clava
Lineage: Eukaryota; Metazoa; Chordata; Ascidiacea; Stolidobranchia; Styelidae
Source: RefSeq, a predicted model, not a curated record
UGCGUGAUUUGUUUUUUUGUGUGGGAUAUGUCUUCAUAAUCAUACGGGGGCCAGGUACUCACCUUGUAAUAAAGCCUUAACCUCUGAUAUUCUUUAAAACGUAUUCAUGCUAUUUGCAGUUUCGAAAAUAUCAUGCCUUUCUGAUGAACAUGUUCACCGUAGACAGAUACAAAUCUGUACAUAGACUUCUAAACUCGGAAACUCAAUCAUACUGUCAUACCAGCAUACAGUUUCAGAGUUUGAAGGAGUUUUACUUGUACUGGAAACUCAAUCAUACUGUCAUACCAGCAUACAGUUUCAGAGUUUGAAGGAGUUUUACUUGUACUUUUAAGGUUUUAUUCAGUAUAAUCAUCUUCUUUCAAACUUUCUCACAAUCAUCAUCUCAAUCAUGGGCCAAUAUCUAGUUGAAAGAAUACAAGAAGUUGGAACUGAGCAUGAUAUUGAAAUUGAUUUCGUUUGGAAUCGAUCAACAGAUAAACUUGAAGGGAAAGUUGAAAAGAGCCUGAUUCUUGAAACAUUGGAAGAUUGUUCAACGAGGAAAGUUGAUUUGAUUGUGGAAGUCUGUCAUCCUGAAAUAUGCAAGAACUAUGGUGAAAAGUUUCUGCAACACUGCAAUUUAUUUGUUGGUUCGCCAACUGCAUUUGCUGAUCAAGAAACAGAGAAGAUCUUAAGAUCUGCAGUUGUUAAAUUCGGACAUUCAUUAUAUGUACCAAGUGGUGCACUAUGGGGUGCUACAGAUAUUAAAAAAAUGGCUGACCGGGGCAGUUUGAAGGGAUUGAAAGUUACAAUGAAGAAACAUCCAAGUUCAUUUAGACUUCAUGGAAAUCUUGAAGAAAUUAAUUCAACUGCUUUUCAAAGUAAUCAUCCUGUCACUCUUUAUGAAGGACCAGUCAGAAAGCUAUGUCCACUUGCGCCAAAUAAUGUGAACACAAUGGCUGCAGCUGCAAUUGCUGGACAUAAUCUGGGAUUUGAUGAAGUUGUUGGGUGUUUAAUUUCUGAUUCAAGUCUUUUAGAAUGGCAUAUAGUGGAGGUGGAUGUGCUCGGACCAACAAAUAGUGAUAAUGGUAACACAUUUAAUGUUACAACAACAAGAAAAAAUCCAGCAUCAGCUGGAGCUGUUACUGGAAAUGCAACUUUUGCCUCAUUUUUCAGCAGCUUAAUACGUGCCCGAAAUCAAGGAUCUGGUAUACACAUGUGCUAAUGCAAUAUUUUUUAAUUUAAUCAUAACGUUAGUGAUAGUCUUUAAUCAUUGGUGAUAAGGGUAAUGGAUUAUAGCGAUUUGAAUGUAAAAAGAUUGCAGAGAAGUGGCGGUCAAUUAUCUCAUACUCACCUGCAUACAACUUCAAUCUCAAACCUUUUAAUACUGUUGUAAACCGCCAUUUGUCACACACAUCUGUAACCCAAAUGACAAUACUGUAUAUAAUUAUAUUUGAAUUUUUGCCUUCAAUCCUAAUCUACCUGAAUUCAUUAGUUCAAAAUAUUCAAUGGCGUCGAGUAUGGUAUUGUAGAAUUGGCCGUCUGGUCAUAAGUAGCCAUAUCUAAUAUUCCGGAUAACUUUAAUAAUAUGUUUCGCUUGCAAUCAGAGCUUUUUUGUUGUGUAUCGUUUUACAAUUUUUAUUGCCAAAAGAUAUCAUUCCCAUUUCUUGUUUUAUCUACACCGUUGUUGCAAUAUUUCGUAUCUUCAAUAAUAAUUAUUUGCUGACAAUCAUAAAUAUAUUCUGUGCAAUG